AUGCUCCAGUCGAAAUCUCUGCAGGAAGAUGCCUCGGAACACCAGCACUUCCAACAACAACAACCCUCUCACGCCAACUCUCUUCAACACCUCCAGCGACAGCAGCAGCGCGAUUUGCGACGACAGCAACGACGUCGCCGUUUUUCGUCAACGUCAUCGUGGCUGUCCGGCAUCCCGCAGACCACACCGGAAGAUGACGUCAUCGGAUCCGAGAGGGUCAUCAUCAACGUAAGCGGAAUGAGAUUUGAAACUCAGUUGAAAACCCUGGAACAGUUUCCGGACACUCUACUCGGGGAUGCUGCCAAACGAAGCGUCCAUUUCGACUUUUCCAGGAAUGAGUACUUCUUCGAUCGGAACCGCCCAAGCUUUGACGCCAUCUUGUAUUACUACCAAAGUGGCGGUCGUCUGAGAAGGCCAGUGAACGUGCCACUGGAUAUUUUCAUGGAGGAGAUCAAAUUCUACCAGCUGAGUGAUGACGCCAUAGCCCAGUACAAAGAAGAUGAAGGUUUUGUGAAGGAGGAAGAGAAGCCGAUGCCCGCAAAUCAGUUUCAAAGAAAAGUUUGGCUGUUGUUUGAGUAUCCAGAGAGUUCUUUAGCUGCUAGAAUUAUCGCCAUCCUGUCUGUUAUUGUUAUUUUGUUGUCGAUUGUCAUUUUCUGUUUGGAAACUGUGCCGGGCCUGAAGCACACCACAAUUAAAAAUGUCACCUCGUUAAACGCGUCCAAUCCGGAUUUUGACGAGAAAGUAGAGAUAGAAACGUUCACGGACACAUUUUUCAUCAUUGAGACUUGCUGCAUAGUUUGGUUCACCUUUGAAAUUUCAGUUCGUUUUUUUGCAUCACCCAAUCAUUUAUUAUUUUUUAAAAACAUGAUGAACCUUAUAGACUUGCUGGCCAUAGUUCCAUAUUUCAUAACACUCGCCACCAUGUUCGCAACCGAGCACAAGACGAGCAGCCAGGCGAUGUCGCUUGCAAUCUUAAGAGUCAUAAGACUUGUGCGAGUCUUCCGAAUAUUCAAGUUGUCUCGACAUUCUAAAGGCUUGCAAAUACUCGGCCAGACGAUCAGAGCCAGUAUGCGUGAACUAGGCUUGCUUAUAUUUUUUCUCCUCAUCUGUGUUAUUCUUUUUUCAAGUGCAGUAUUUUUCGCGGAAGCCGAAACUCCCGACACGCAAUUUACUAGCAUUCCUGACGCUUUCUGGUGGGCCGUUGUGACGAUGACCACGGUUGGGUACGGAGACAUGCGGCCCAUAAGUCCAUGGGGUAAAUUAGUGGGGUCGCUGUGUGCCAUCGCUGGCGUGCUGACCAUCGCCCUGCCAGUGCCUGUGAUUGUUUCCAACUUCAACUACUUCUACCAUCGAGAAACAGACAACGAGGACAAUCAGAUCUACACGCACGUUCAAAGUUGUCCUAAUUUUUCCGCCAGUGCAUCGCGGUUGCCGUCGUCGAAGAAAAACAACAGCGCCGAAGAAGACGACCAAGAGAAGAAGCAGUUG
Molecule: messenger RNA, 1488 nt
Organism: Helobdella robusta
Lineage: Eukaryota; Metazoa; Annelida; Clitellata; Rhynchobdellida; Glossiphoniidae
Exons: 1
Biological process (GO): protein homooligomerization; potassium ion transmembrane transport
Cellular component (GO): membrane; voltage-gated potassium channel complex
Molecular function (GO): protein binding; delayed rectifier potassium channel activity
Source: RefSeq, a predicted model, not a curated record